AUGUAUCAUUCGACGGCCCUGGUAGAGACACCCCAGUCUUACAUGACUCUUGCCCUGCCCGACAUUGAAGUGCUGCACGUCCCAGAGUCGUCUCCAACUCCAACACCAGUGCUGGUCAUCAGACUCAAUAGGCCAUCCAAAAAGAACGCUUUUACCGGGCCGAUGCGCAGCAGCAUCGAGACGGUGUACCGUCUGGUCAACGUCGACUCGCGGGUCAAGGUCGUGGUCCUGACCGGCGCUGGCAGCGCAUUUUGUGCCGGAGCUGAUCUAGAAAUUGGCUGGCCGGGGAGCACGAACAAAGGUGGUCAAGACACCAUCAAGAAAAGCGAAAGAGAUGCUGAUCACAGAGAUCGCGGUGGAAGAGCCGUUCUCGCCAUUCACCAGUGCUCCAAACCCACGAUAACCGCCAUCAACGGUGCGGCAGUGGGCAUCGGCGUCACCAUGUGCCUACCGGCGACCAUCCGGAUCGCUAGUGCUGAUGCGAAGAUCGGGUUCGUUUUCUCGCGCCGAGGAAUAGUCAUGGACGCAUGCUCGUCUUAUUUCCUGCCCCGACUGAUCGGCUUGUCUAAAGCUCUUCACGUCACGGCCACUGGAGGCGUCUAUCGCGCAGACCAUCCGUUGAUGCGGUCAUUGUUCUCCGAGAUUCAUCCAACUCCAGAAGAGACAUUCCGACGAGCGCUUGAGCUUGCAGAUGAGCUUGCGACGUACUCGUCCUCGGUCUCGUUGAAGCUGAUGCGUGAUCUCAUGAAUUAUGGCCCUAACAGCGCAGAGGAGACGCACCUGUUAGACUCGAGACUGCUACAUCAACUUUUCGGAACUCGGGAUAAUAAAGAAGGGGUGGAUAGCUUCUUCGAAAAGAGACCUCCAGUUUUUAAGGGGAACAUGCAAGAAGAUGCCCCGGAAACCUGGCCUUGGUGGCCUCAGAUAGACAUCGGAACCCUGCGGCCUGGUUCUAGAUACGCCUCUAAGCUCUAA
This is a messenger RNA of Fonsecaea monophora, 975 nucleotides long. RefSeq lists its product as hypothetical. The transcript is spliced from 2 exons. The record is from RefSeq and is a predicted model, not a curated record. Bases 1 to 975 code for a protein of 324 amino acids. NCBI's taxonomy places the organism in Eukaryota, Fungi, Ascomycota, Eurotiomycetes, Chaetothyriales, Herpotrichiellaceae.